Molecule: messenger RNA, 1239 nt
Organism: Symbiodinium natans
Lineage: Eukaryota; Dinophyceae; Suessiales; Symbiodiniaceae
Source: the annotation of a GenBank genome assembly
AUGUGGAGAAACGCAGUCGCCAUCGGCUCAAGCUUGGCGCAGUCUCUGUUUCACACGGAGGAGGUUGAAUGCUUCCCGCAUUCUGGGAUGCGGCGCCUUCUGCUUUGUCUGGGUCUGUUUUCAUGUGGGCUGGUGUUUCUCCUGCGGGGACGCCUGGAUGAGGUUAGAGCGGCUGUUCCGCAGCUGGAGCAGCUAGUUCCUGUUGACCUCCUGGUGCAGCUACAGGAUACUUGGCAGGGCUGGGAGAACUACACCAUCACUGUGGAACCCCAAGCGGUCAAGAAGCCGACCCUGGAAGAUGCGCUCAGGCAGCAUGCCGGCAUCUACUUGAACAAGUCUCACGCACCCGAGCUGAAGGAUGUUCUCCUGCUCACAGCUGCCAACUCUGGCUACCUAAACAUGCUGCAAAACUGGGAAUGUUUCGCCAAGAAGCUGGGAUUAGAUUGGUUCGUCAUUGCCAUGGACGAGAAUCUUCAUCGGACUCUGGGACCCGAGCGCAGCUUCCUCUCCCUCGGGGAGCAGCACGACUCCUCUGAAAGAUUUGGAACCGUAGGCUUCCGCACGGUGGCCUGCAAUAAGCUCCGAUCCAUUGCACACGUCCUGGCGGUGACGCAGCUGGAUCUCGUCUUCACAGAUAGCGACAACGUCUUCAAGACGGAUCCCUUCCUCCCAUCCCUCACCCUUGGAAGCAUGAUGCGGUCCGGGAAGUUCGAGUACAUCUAUGGGCGGAAGAUCCAGCCUCCUGGGCCGAGACCUGGGGAGUACCACGAGGAGCCUCCCAAAGCGAACACUGGCUUCUACUACGUCUCAGGUGCCCGAAAGCCACGGGUGGUGCAGAGCCUCUUCAACCUCAGUGUGGAGUGGUGCGAUCGCCGCCCUGGGCUCGAUGACCAAGAGAACUUCUGGGAUGCCUUGGCAACUAUUCGGAAGAAGAAGGCCCAUGAGAAAGGGUACAUAGGUUGCUUUCGCCACUGCGAGAAUGAGAAGUGCUCCGACGUGGAGGAGCUGUCGGUGUUGAAUUACUGCGACAUGAGUCCCUACGAGUAUGUGCUGGGCUCCGUCGAUCCUCGGCUCGCCCAGCAGGAGCCGUAUCACCUGGUGACGUACCACGCCACCCAUGUCUGGGGGAAGGAUCAGAAGAAGCAGAAGUUGCAGAAGGCCCAACUCUGGGACGACGUCUGCCAGCAAGCCGCGCAGGCGGCUUUGAACGCCUCGGCCACCGAAGCUUCGCACGUCUAA